UAGCAGAGGACUCCAAUACCUCAAUCACUGGCUUGACUCUAUCUAUCUAGAUUCUAGACUAGGCAAAGGCCAAUAUUGAGAUUUUCUGUUUUGCUUUUUGGUGAUUUCAAUUUCAAAGAAACUAAAAUAUUUCUGAAAUGUGACUCCCCAACCCAACCCCACCACUGAAUUGCUCACUAUCAUUGACGUUCUCUCCACUCCAUUCCCUCUCUGUCUUGCAUUUGUACUAAUCCAAUUCUUGCCCACACACGCACUAUCAAUUUUGUCUUUCAUCUUUGCUCCAUUAUGGAAACUUCCAACUAAGAUUUUCAGCACAAUUCCCUAGCUUGCUACUUAAGAGUCAUGCAUCAACAACUUCAUUUUGCUCUCAGGCUCAGCUCUUUCCAUGCUUCCCAUUAAAUUUUCUCUUUCAAAACUCUUUCUUUAUAUCCUCACUCACAAUUUUAUCUACAAAGUUCUGAGAGGGUAGUAGAAAAAGAACUCCUUGUUUCCCUUCCUCCCAUUUUGGAGAAGGAACUGUUCAGAUAUCCAUCAUACUUGCUGCUAAUCAGGAUGGUGACCCCUUUCUCUGUAUUAAUGGUUUAUUGAUCAGCCACCUCCACCAUCACCUAGCUGCCACCCAUUUCUCUUGUGAACUGACAACUUUGUCCCUCAACUUUCUCCUAAUGGCACACUCUUCCUGGCUCUUUGCAAUACUGUUACUACUAACAGCACACCCUAUUUUCCCGCCAUGUGUGUCUCUCAAGUUAGAAACCCAAGCUCUUGUACACUUCAAGAACCAUUUGAUGGAUCCCUUGAAUUAUUUGGGUUCAUGGAAUCAAUCAGACUCCCCAUGUGAGUUUUAUGGAAUUACAUGUGAUCCAGCUGCUUCUGGGAAAGUCACAGAAAUCUCAUUGGACAAUAAGUCCCUCUCUGGUGAUAUUUUUCCAUCACUCUCAGUUCUGAAGAGCCUGCAAGUUCUGUCACUGCCAUCCAAUUUACUUUCUGGAAAGCUUCCACCACAAAUGAGUGCCCUUACCAGCCUCAGAGUCUUGAACCUUACAGGAAAUCAGCUGGUUGGACCAAUCCCAAACUUGUCUUUGCUCAGAAACCUGCAGGUUCUUGAUCUUUCAGCAAACUACUUUUGUGGCAGAAUUCCCAGUUGGGUUGGGAGUCUAACUGGACUUGUUUCACUGGGUCUUGGGGAAAAUGAAUAUAGUGAGGGAGAGAUUCCAGAGACUCUUGGAAACCUGAAGAACUUGACCUGGCUCUAUCUUGGUGGUUCUCAUUUGUUAGGAGAGAUUCCAGAAUCAAUGUAUGAAAUGAAGGCAUUGGAAACAUUGGAUAUUUCAAGGAAUAAGAUCUCUGGGAAACUCUCCAGAUCAAUUUCCAAGUUGAAAAAUCUUUACAAGAUUGAACUCUUCUCAAACAACUUGACAGGAGAAAUCCCAGCUGAGCUUGCAAACCUCACCAACCUACAGGAGAUUGAUCUCUCUGCAAACAAAAUGCAUGGUAGGUUGCCAGAGGAAAUUGGUAACAUGAAGAAUUUGGUUGUUUUUCAACUAUAUAGUAACAACUUUUCUGGAGAACUUCCUGCUGGAUUUGGGGAUAUGCAGCAUCUUAUUGGCUUCUCAGUUUAUCAAAACAACUUCACUGGGAUGAUUCCUGGAAACUUUGGCCGGUUUUCGCCACUUGAAAGUAUUGACAUAUCUGAGAAUCAAUUUUCAGGUGAUUUCCCAAAGUUCUUGUGUGAAAGCAAAAAGUUGAGACUUUUGCUUGCAUUGCAAAACAAUUUUUCUGGGAAUUUUCCGGAGGCUUAUGUUACAUGCAAAUCUCUAGAGAGAUUCAGGAUUAGUAGAAACCACUUAUCUGGGAAAAUACCAGACGGGGUUUGGGGACUUCCAUAUGUGAAAAUAAUUGAUUUAGCUUAUAAUGAUUUCACUGGCGAGGUGUCUCCAGAAAUUGGGGUUUCUAUUAGCUUAAGUGAGAUGGUUUUGAUAAACAACAGGUUUUCAGGUAAGCUCCCAUCAGAAUUUGGCAAGCUAGUGAACCUGGAGAAGCUUGACUUGAGUAACAACAAUUUCUCUGGUGAAAUACCACCUGAAAUGGGAUCUCUGAAGCAGUUAUCCUCUUUGCAUCUGGAAGAGAAUUCAUUAACGGGAUCAAUACCUGCAGAACUGAGUCAUUGUGCAAGGCUGGUGGACUUGAAUCUUGCUUGGAAUUUUUUAUCUGGGAAUAUUCCCACUUCAGUUUCACUCAUGAGGUCACUGAACUCUCUUAAUAUAUCUGGAAACAAACUUACAGGUUCUAUACCAGAUAAUUUAGAAACAAUGAAACUAAGCUCAGUGGACUUUUCUGAAAACCUGCUUUCUGGGAGAAUUCCAUCUGGUUUUUUUAUUAUUGGUGGAGAGAAAGCAUUUCUUGGAAACAAGGGACUGUGUGUUGAGGAAAGCAUAAAUCCUUCAAUGAAUUCUAGUUUAAAGAUCUGUGCUAAAAGUCAUGGUCAGACAAGGGUCUUUGCUUAUAAAUUUCUCUUGCUCUUUCUCAUUGCUUCGAUCUGUGUUUUUAUUUUAGCCGGGCUGCUGCUUUUUAGUUGUAGAAGCCUCAAGCAUGAUGCAGAGAGAAACUUACAAUGUCAAAAAGAAGCAUGUCUAAAAUGGAAACUUGCAUCUUUCCACCAAGUAGAUAUUGAUGCUGAUGAAAUAUGUAAUUUGGAUGAAGGUAAUUUAAUAGGCAGUGGUGGUACAGGAAAGGUUUAUCGAGUGGAGUUGAGGAAAAAUGGUGCCAUGGUGGCUGUAAAGCAGCUAGAGAAAGUAGAUGGUGUGAAGAUUUUAGAUGCAGAGAUGGAGAUUUUGGGGAAAAUUAGGCAUAGAAAUAUACUUAAACUUUAUGCUUGUUUUCUUAAAGGAGGAUCCAAUCUUUUAGUGCUUGAGUACAUGCCAAAUGGUAAUCUUUUUCAAGCUCUGCACAGACAGAUAAAAGAUGGGAAGCCAGGAUUGGAUUGGAACCAGAGGUAUAAAAUUGCUUUGGGAGCUGCAAAAGGAAUUGCAUAUUUACACCAUGAUUGUUCUCCACCUAUUAUUCACAGGGAUAUAAAAUCCAGCAACAUUUUGCUUGAUGAGGACUAUGAGCCCAAAAUAGCUGAUUUUGGUAUUGCAAGGUUUGCAGAAAAAUCUGAUAAGCAAUCUAGUUGUCUGGCAGGCACACAUGGUUACAUUGCUCCAGAACUAGCUUAUACACUUGACAUUACUGAAAAGAGUGAUGUCUAUAGCUUCGGAGUGGUGCUAUUAGAAUUAGUCUCUGGCAGAAAACCCAUUGAAGAGGAAUAUGGAGAAGCUAAGGAUAUUGUUUAUUGGGUUUUGACUCAUCUGAAUGACCAUGAAAGCAUUCUUAACAUCCUUGAUGACAGAGUAGCAUUGGAGUGUGGUGAAGAUAUGAUAAAGGUCUUGAAGAUUGCUAUCAAGUGCACCACUAAGCUUCCAUCUUUACGCCCUACCAUGAGAGAGGUUAUCAACAUGCUGAUUGGUGCUGAACCUUGCACAUUGAAAUCUUCAGACUGCGAUCUUUACAAGCAUGCAAAUGAAAAGGCUUUUUUUUAGUGGUUUUGUUUUCAAAGCUAUGUAAAUCAUAGCUAGCUCCACUCAAAUAUGCUUCCUAAUUGAAAAGCACUUUUUGUCAUCUAGUUGAGAUUUAGUGCAUGUUUGGAAAAAAUAUUAUGUAACUAGAAUCGAUUUUGCAAGAUAAUCGCAUAAUGAGAAGCUUGAAAUAAUAGCUUUUGAGAUAAUUUACACAUUUCUAAAGGUGGGAAACACACUUAUGGACAUGAUGACUUAUGUUUCAAAUCAAAAUAACUGAAUUUUCAGGCCUAAUUUUGAUUCAGACUUAUUCCUUAAAAUAUGCACUUGAGUUCCCCUU
Lotus japonicus is the source of this 3894-nucleotide messenger RNA. Its product is annotated as receptor protein-tyrosine kinase CEPR2. Gene Ontology annotation, molecular function: receptor serine/threonine kinase binding; ATP binding; protein kinase activity. The record is from RefSeq and is a predicted model, not a curated record. The coding region runs from base 666 to 3578 and encodes 970 amino acids. NCBI's taxonomy places the organism in Eukaryota, Viridiplantae, Streptophyta, Magnoliopsida, Fabales, Fabaceae. Gene Ontology annotation, biological process: protein phosphorylation. The transcript is spliced from 3 exons.